This is a messenger RNA of Coniosporium apollinis CBS 100218, 1155 nucleotides long. Its product is annotated as GDP-mannose transporter. The record is from RefSeq and is a predicted model, not a curated record. The coding region runs from base 1 to 1155 and encodes 384 amino acids. The transcript is spliced from 4 exons. Gene Ontology annotation, molecular function: GDP-mannose transmembrane transporter activity; antiporter activity. Lineage: Eukaryota; Fungi; Ascomycota; Dothideomycetes. Gene Ontology annotation, cellular component: Golgi apparatus.
AUGGCCGACGAGAAGAAAAGAGAAGACUACGCCAUCGAACUCGGCGACCGGAAGGAGGGCAGCUUCGAGCGCCCACAGCCGCCCAGGAUGCCGUCUGCGCCAGCGCACAUCUCCGUCUCGAACAAUCCAAUAGUACCCGUCCUUGCAUACUGCGGCUCGUCGAUCCUGAUGACCGUGACGAACAAAUACGUCUUGUCUGGGCGUGACUUCAACCUCAACUUCUUCUUGCUAUGCGUCCAGUCUGUGGUCUGCGUUGCUGCGAUUCAGACCUGCAAAACGGCUGGAGUAAUCACAUAUCGCGACUUCAACACCGAAGAGGCUAGGAAGUGGUUCCCCGUCUCCCUCCUCCUCAUCGGCAUGAUCUACACAAGCACAAAAGCCCUGCGCUUCCUCUCAAUCCCCGUCUACACAAUCUUCAAGAACUUGACCAUCAUCAUCAUCGCAUACGGCGAGGUACUAUGGUUCGGCGGAACCGUCACCGGCAUGGCCCUUUUCUCCUUCGGUCUCAUGGUGUUUAGCUCUCUCAUCGCUGCGUGGGCGGACAUUCAGCAUGCGUUGGCCAAUUACGGUGGAUCUGCCAGUAAUGAAGCGUCUGACAAGAUCUCGACCCUCAACUCUGGUUAUAUAUGGAUGAUGUUGAACUGCUUCUGCAGCGCCGCCUACGUUCUAGGCAUGAGGAAGCGGAUCAAGUUGACCAACUUCAAGGACUUCGACACAAUGUACUACAACAACCUCCUCUCGAUCCCCAUCCUCCUCGUCUGCUCCCUCUUCCUCGAAGACUGGUCCUCGAAGAACAUCUCCCUCAACUUCCCUCCCGUCGAGCGGAACUCCAUCAUAACCGCCAUGGUCUUCUCCGGCCUCUCCUCCGUCUUCAUCUCCUACACCUCCGCCUGGUGUGUCCGCGUCACCUCCUCGACGACAUACUCGAUGGUUGGCGCGCUGAACAAACUCCCCAUUGCGCUCAGCGGGCUGGUGUUCUUCGAUGCGCCGCGCACCUUUGGGUCGGUGUCGGCCAUCUUCGUUGGCUUUGUGAGCGGGAUCGUGUAUGCGCUUGCGAAGAUCAAGCAGAACAAGGAGAAGAAGGAUACGCUGCCGACGACGGCGCCAACAAUGAGUGCGAGUAGUCAGAGUAUGAAGGAUGGGUUCAAGGCGUGA